CCGCGGGGUAGCAAGCGAACUAUAUCCGAGCUGCCGUCAAAGAUGUAUAACUAACCUCUCCUCAUACAACACUUGAUCAAAUAAUUUUCCAAGCAUAAUAUCAUCAAUAUGUCUACAAGAAAAGGUCCAUUCCGACUCGUCACCGUCAACACGGCGCCAGAGCGCGCAAAACGCCUCAUCGGACGCUUAAUCACCGAGCUGCAAGAUGACUAUGAGAUCAUUCACGUGGAUAACUGUUCGAGCAUCGAUGAGGUUGUGCCUAAAGUGACAGAGCACAAGCCCAAUGUAUUGUUCUCAGCUUCUAUGUGGUCCGCUGAGGAGGCGGAGCAAAUUCACUCUUUGGCAAAGUCUAUUGUGCCUGAUAUCAAACUUCAUGCUAUUCCGACGGGAUUGCAGGUUGAGAGGGGACCGGAUGCUAUUGUUGAGUACCUUGUUGAGAAGGUUCCUCCUCUGCUGGAUAGCUAGAUCAGUCAAGCUGGGAAGAUCAGCCAGAUAUCAUGAUCAAAUAUUUUGGACACCAGACAGAUUCUACGAGAUUAUUUACGUGUUGGUUUCCACGUUUUGUAUACUAAAUCUGCAUAUCAGCAUGAACGUGGCUGCCUACCCGUUCCCAAUCUCAUCACCAUGUAGUAAAG
This is a messenger RNA of Fusarium odoratissimum NRRL 54006, 635 nucleotides long. RefSeq lists its product as uncharacterized. NCBI's taxonomy places the organism in Eukaryota, Fungi, Ascomycota, Sordariomycetes, Hypocreales, Nectriaceae. The transcript is spliced from 3 exons. The record is from RefSeq and is a predicted model, not a curated record. The coding region runs from base 109 to 465 and encodes 118 amino acids.